Molecule: messenger RNA, 492 nt
Organism: Fibroporia radiculosa
Lineage: Eukaryota; Fungi; Basidiomycota; Agaricomycetes; Polyporales; Fibroporiaceae
Exons: 3
Coding region: 1-492 (163 amino acids)
Source: RefSeq, a predicted model, not a curated record
AUGAGCGACGAGUACGCGAGCAGCGGUUUCCAGGGGUCAUUGGUGAACGACUCGCUUCAAACAUCGCGCGGAGAAGGAACUUACGAGACUGGGAACUACCCGCCACCAGGAGAUACAACAUCCUCCGGAGGCUACAGUUCGCGGAACACAUGGACCAAUCGUAGUCAGCGCGGGCAUCUAGAGAACAUGAGCGGCAGUGCUGAGGCUGGCCUUCUCGACCAGUCCGUGACAGGCGGGCCAAUAGGCGAUGAAAUCGAGGACGCAAAGCAGGGUCAAGACGAACUGAGCCGGAAGAAUUUCCAUCAUGAGGCUAUCCGUGACUUUGGCGGGCCAAGCAUUGGCAUCACAGAAGGCUUGAAUCCAUACGGGAGGAAUAUUGACAGCAAAGAUGAGGCAGCACAGAUGUUGUCUUCGAGCCAUAAUGACGCAAGAGGGAGACGGUUUGAGAGCGAGCCAGCGGCCAGCAACGAUGCGGACGCUGGUGCGGUCUAA